AUUUCAUACGCGAAGCGCGCCACCCGCACGCGAGAUCGUCGGCUUUCUUGUUACGGUUAUAUACGUAAAUAAUAAAUAAAUUCUGAAUGGAAAGUUUUUAAAAUUUUAUGGAGCAUUGCAUUGUGGAUACAAAUUUUUACAAUGGAGCUGUGGAUAAUAUUAUGCGUAAUACCCACGUUUGUUACGACGAUAACGAUCUCACCAAAUGGAAACAGUCCAGAAACGAAAAUGAUUGGGGGAAUGAUGGUCGAUGCACAAAAAAGGAAUACGGAAACGAUUGUUAAGCAUGAAACACUUCAAAGAAAUACAAUUACAACAAAUAAGGUUUUCCAAGCAAAUUCUUCCCAGUUGGCAAUAAAUGAGAGAUAUAGAAGACUUAUACCUUAUAUGACGUUUUAUUAUGCUAACGAUUUAGUGACACCAACAACAGAAUCUUAUGAUAGUGAUAACAAUGUUCAAGUUGAAAAAGCAAAAAUAGUCGAAGCCGGAACAAUUAUACCAACUGAACGUCAACCGAAAAUAAUAUACACUCCACAAAGGUUCAAGAAUGUUCCAAUAUAUCAAGGAAAUCGCUUAACAAAAUUUAACAUAGCUUCAUCGAAUCCAAAUAAGUUCUUUUAUAAGGAUUUUGUACCUGUUGUUUAUCAAAAUCCAUCAAAAAUAAAAACCACUCAUCCUCCGGAACUAUCCGAACAAAACGUUUAUGACAGAGAUGUUACAUAUGAUUACUAUAUUCCGAAACAAAUCAAGGCUCCGAGUGCUCCUUUUUCUGCUCCUCCACGAAAACCAUUCUUGAAUUUAUAUCAAAAUGAAGAUUAUUUACCGAAUGUUCAAUAUUUCUCUGAACCAGAAAGACCAAAAUACAAGUUAAUUCCUUAUGAGCAGACUCCACCCAUUCAGAGUUCUAAUAUUCUUUCAUCAAAACAACACUAUAGUUUACCUGCAAUAGCACAAAAAGAACCUAUUUAUAUAAAAACGAGACCUUCUCUCCGUCCACAGCCUUUUUACGUAAAUCAACAAUUGCAAGCGAGAAAACCACCUGCGACAAUAACGGAAAAUUAUUACGAGAGAAGAAAACCGGUGUCUGUGUUGGUUGAACCAGUUGUAGAAAGUGGAUUUAAGCCUAUACUCAGUUCCGCAGAGUCGACUGAAGUUCCUCAAACUCAAGACGAGGUACAAGUACAUUUUCAAAAUUUAAAAACUGAUAAAGAACAACAGUUGCAUGUUAUUGAAUCAGAAACCAUUACUCCUGAAGAUGCAACGUCAAAACCACAAUACUCUAUUGAACAAGCUACAUAUGAACAAACCCCAUACAAACAAUCACAAAAUUCUGUGACACUAGCAGAACUUUUAAAUUCAUUACAAAUAAACAAGUCUAUUCCAAAACCAAUUACAAGGGAAAAUAUUAGUGCUUCAAUAAGAACAUUAUUACAAGUAUUAAAUACCUUAAAAGCCACCAAUAUGCAGAAUGAAGUUGAAGCGGCUGCUGUUAGUACACCAAAAUCUCUUGAAAACUCUGAAAUUCCACUGAAGACCCCAAGUCAAAUUCCGAGUACGACUUCACCACCACAAGAAUUUUACGAAGAACCUUAUCUUGCUCCUAUUCACACUCCGUCACAACAUUUAGAUGACUAUCCAACCGGUGGUGGAACAUCUCAACGGUUUCCUCUUCCCGUGACUUCAGAUGAAGAGGGUGGAACUCCUGGUCACCCUGGUAUUGACUAUCCAAUUUUAACUGUGAUACCACCAACAAAAUUUAAUUGCAAAACACAACGAUAUAAGGGUUUCUUCGCCGAUCCCGAAACAAGAUGUCAAGUAUGGCAUUAUUGUGAUCUAAACGGCGGUCAAGCUUCAUUCCUCUGUCCAAAUGGAACAAUAUUCUCACAAGCGGCUUUAACCUGUGAUUGGUGGUUCAAUGUGAAAUGCGCCUCCACUGCACAGCUCUAUGUUCUUAACGAAAGCCUGUAUAAAUACAUUUUGCCACACUCACCUAAAUUUCCCGAAGAUUACAGUGGUCCUUUAGUUGAUAAAUACCUCACAUUAAAAUUCAAGGAAAUGGAAGAACAGUUUAAGAAAAAUAAAAAUAAAAAAGUAGCAUCAGAAAAACUUGAUUCUGACGAAGAAUCCACUUCAACAGAAACAACGGAAAAAGAUAGUCCUACUGAAGGAAGCUCUGGCAUUGAUAAAACUUUAGUAAACCAAGCUGACGUUAUAGUAGAAUCGUCAGGAAACAGUGGUAACGUUCAAAGACUACAAAACGAAUGAUUUUUUUACUAUGUUUUACUGCGAACAAAAGUAUCAUUAUCUGCUGUUAACAUUUAUAAAUCUUGGUAUUACAAAAUGUCAAAAAUC
Messenger RNA from Melitaea cinxia (Glanville fritillary), 2352 nucleotides. RefSeq lists its product as uncharacterized. The transcript has 5 exons. Bases 142 to 2265 code for a protein of 707 amino acids. The record is from RefSeq and is a predicted model, not a curated record. Lineage: Eukaryota; Metazoa; Arthropoda; Insecta; Lepidoptera; Nymphalidae. Gene Ontology annotation, cellular component: extracellular region. Gene Ontology annotation, molecular function: chitin binding.